Pelecanus crispus (Dalmatian pelican) is the source of this 1429-nucleotide messenger RNA. Lineage: Eukaryota; Metazoa; Chordata; Aves; Pelecaniformes; Pelecanidae. The record is from RefSeq and is a predicted model, not a curated record.
GGUAUCUAAAGAUGUUGCAGUGCUGCAAAUGUAAGCAGUGGUUUCAUGAGGCUUGCGUGCAGUGCCUCCAAAAGCCAAUGCUUUUUGGUGACAGGUUUUAUACGUUCAUUUGCUCAGUUUGCAGUUCUGGACCAGAAUACCUCAAACGUUUACCCUUGAGAUGGGUAGAUAUAGCACAUCUAUGCCUUUACAACCUAAGUGUUAUUCAUAAGAAGAAAUACUUUGAUUCAGAGCUUGAACUCAUGGCCUACAUUAAUGAAAACUGGGAUAGAUUGCAUCCUGGUGAGCUGGCAGAUACACCAAAAUCUGAAAGAUAUGAGCAUGUACUGGAGGCAUUAAAUGAUUACAAGACCAUGUUUAUGUCUGGAAAAGAAAUAAAGAAAAAGAAGCAUUUGUUUGGCUUGAGAAUUCGUGUUCCUCCUGUGCCACCAAAUGCUGCUUUAAAGGCUGAGAAAGAACCAGAAGGAACUUCUCAUGAGUUCAAAAUUAAAGGCAGAAAGUCAUCUAAACCAAUCCCUGAUGUGAGGGAAUUAAGUAAUGGUAUAGAAAGAAAAGGGAAAAAAAAAUCAGUAGGUCGUCCACCUGGUCCCUAUACAAGAAAAAUGAUUCACAAAACUCCAGAGUCAUCUCCUCUGGAUAACGAACCAGUUCCAGUGAUAGAGAACCCAGCCUUGGAAUUACCCUGCACUGUUGGGAAAUCUGAUGGAACUGCACAUUCAUCUAAUACCUCAGAUGUGGAAUCCACAGGUGCUGCCAGUAUGAAAGAAACUACCUCAUCUAGCAUUUCCAGACAUUAUAGUUUAUCUGACUCGAGAAAAAGGACUCGUACAGGAAGAACUUGGCCUGCUGCAAUACCACAUUUGAGAAGAAGAGGUCGCUUUCCACGAAAAGCACUCCAGACUCAAAAUUCAGAAAUUGUGAAAGAUGAUGAGAGCAAGGAAGAUUACCAGUAUGAUGAACUCAAUACAGAGAUACUUAACAACUUAGCAGAUCAGGAGUUACAGCUCAAUCAUCUAAAGAACUCGAUUACUAGUUAUUUUGGUGCAGCAGGUAGAAUAGCUUGUGGGGAAAAAUACCGUGUUUUGGCUCGUCGGGUGACACUUGAUGGAAAGGUGCAGUAUCUGGUGGAGUGGGAAGGAGCAACUGCAUCCUGACUGUAGGACUGAACAUUAUGUUCACUGCACUGUCAUCUGUAAGUACAGUUCAUAAUGCAGAGCCACGAGAGAAACGUGUCUUUAAAUGUGUUUCUAAAAACAAAACAAAACCAGUUUAGCCUUAACAUGUAACUGUUAUCAUUACAGCUCUUGUGAUGAAGACUUAUCUUUUUAAAAUCUGAUCUGAAACUUAAAUUUUUUAAUCUGAACAUUGUUAGAUUGUUUUAGGUUGGGAUAUUUUGGGUUACAAUUGCUUAAAAAUGUGCAUGGUGUUU